This is a messenger RNA of Torulaspora delbrueckii, 1794 nucleotides long. It is a transcript of the gene TVS1, whose product is annotated as Tvs1p. The coding region runs from base 1 to 1794 and encodes 597 amino acids. The record is from RefSeq and is a predicted model, not a curated record. The transcript has a single exon. NCBI's taxonomy places the organism in Eukaryota, Fungi, Ascomycota, Saccharomycetes, Saccharomycetales, Saccharomycetaceae.
AUGAAACUGAGUGUAUUAGCAGGUUGGAGUGUGCUAGUUGCCAGCUGUUGGGCCCAUGAUGCUGGGAUGAUGGCUGGUGACACAGAUGAAGAGUCAGAAGUGAUGGCGGACGAGAUGCCGAUGACGAUGGGCGGUAACGACACAAUAGUGCCUGUCCCGUAUGAGCCUAAGCACGUACAUGGGCUUCCUAUAUUGGAACGUCCCGGUCUGACUGCUGCUGAGAGGUUGUAUUGGGAGAACUACAAUACUACUACUUAUUUCACGUCUGAGGAGGGCGCUCGGGGUGCUUUGAGGUACCAUGUGGGCAGUUUAGCGGUUGUUGUGGUGUUUUUGUACCCUGUGUGCUUGGCUCUGAAUAGCAUUAGCUCUGCUUGGUUUUUGCCUGCUCUUUUUGUCAAUUUGGUUUUGGCUGUUUCAUCGUUGGUGUCACUCGGAGUUUUCUCUGCUAGUUUCCCUCACGAUUGGUACCCAAAUAAUGCUUAUCGGAAGACUUCGUGGAUCUUAUUUGUGCUCUUGAUAGUACAUUUCGUCUCUGCAGUGAUUUUCAAGGCUUCAAGAUGGUUUAUUGGUGAUGAUAUUGAUGCCGAGCAUAAUACGUUUAUACCGCUUAAUGAGUAUACGGAGGAGGGGAAUUCAACUCCUCAUUCUUUUCCUGAGGAUUCACUUUCGGAGAAUAGCCAUUCGUUGAAUAAUCAUGCUCCUAAGGACUCUUUUGAAUCUUUUUCGGGGCGGUUCCAAAGUCGAAGCUCUGCUAGACGUGACUCCCUGUUGACUAGAGUAUUUUCGAAUGAAAUUGUACGUAUUUUCACUCGAAAGUUCGGUACGUUUGCAUGCGUUGUGUUUAAUGUGCUGAAUUAUCCGCUGCUCAUGUAUAUGUUCGUUGAUGUAGCCAUUGGUAUUGCUGUGGGUAAUUUGCUCGGCAAGGGAAUUCGUAUCUUCAAUUUACUAGCCCAUUGGAUCAAGGGAGGUGUAUUUGUAUGCUUGGGUUUGCUGACGCUGGCAAGGUAUUGUGGUUUUGGUAGGAAAAACGGUUGGGCAUGGAAUAAGGUGAUCAUCACUAAGGAAGAGCUUAACAAUCAAAGACCCACUUUUAUACAAAGACUUUCUCCCAGAGGUAUGAUUACCAUGGAAGGAUUAGAAUCAUUUCUAAUUUUCUUUUAUGGUUCGACGAAUGUCUUCUUAGAGCAUCUAGCUGGCGCAGGUGGUGCAUGGACUGCCAAGGAUCUGCAACAUGUUUCAAUCGCAUUCAUGUACAUCGGCUCUGGGUUAUGUGGUCUGAUAUCCGAGAUUAAACUGAACCUAUGGAAGUUCAACCACGCUAUGCAACAUUCAGACGAAUUGUCAGCAGAGGACGUAUAUGCUGGGACUCCAGGUUACUCUCCAAAUCCUUUCCCUACAUUCACGAUCUUUUGGNUNACCGGUAUUUUGAUGUCUCAACACGCCCAGGCCUCUGAGACUUCGACCACGAUUCACGUUCAGUGGGGUUACUUGCUAUCGUAUGGAUCGUUCUUCAGACUGUUGACCUUUGUGCUAUUAUUUUUGGUUCCAAACAAGAAUUUCGAGCCUUCUAAACCGUUUACCGAACUUAUCAGUGCUUUUUGUUUGCUAUGUGGUGGCCUGAUAUUCAUGGAGUCCACCGACCAAGUCAUCGAGGCCAUGGAGUACCGUGGAUUUACGCCAAUGUUUAGUUUCAACAUCAGUGUCGGUGUCAUCGCGCUGCUCAUGGCGUGGGAAAUGGCGUUGUUUUUAUGGAAGAACUGGUUACAAGAUAGAAUGGAGCAAAGAUUGAGGUGA